AUGGCUUUCCGCGGCACAGCCGUCACGCCGUCCUCCUGCCGCGAUCCGCCUAUUGCACGAUUCUGCCCGCACGCGCAAGCAGACGUUACCCCCCUUCCGCCCCCGCCGUCGAUUUGGCCUCGCGAUCCGACGGCCCACCUCGACUCGUCCGAUGCGCGUCUCGAGUCGCCCUCGCGUUUCAAUUACGAAAAUAUCACAGCUUCCCCGUCGUCGAAUCUUAGGGCUGGUUCCGAACCUGGUUUGUCUUUAGCGGGGGCGCAUGGGGAAGGUUUGCCCCAAUGCGCGCAGCCUGCCCCUGUAGCGCGGGACUCUUCUUCCGCCGUUUCCGCCGCCUGCAGUCUUUUUUGCCCGAAUUGCGCCUCCAUCCUCGUCCCUUGCCUCUGCUGCGCCGCGCUCCUUGUUCCCCCCCCUCUGCCGUCCGCUUCCCCCGCUGCGUACCGCGCAACCCCUCCCCGCCUGCGCGCCUGCGGGGAAAAGGCGGGGAAGGGAGCGGCUUGCGGCAAUGGGGCGGCGCAGAAAGGUAUUGGCGGAAACAGGGGGGGAGGCGGAGGUAGCGUUGGUGAAUGCCGAGGGGUAGGAGGGCCGGGCGUGACCGAGGCAGCAAACGAAUCAGGAGCAACAGGAGCAGCAGCGGUAGCGGCAACUGCGGCGGCAACCCCGGCAGAGGCGGUGGUGAGUGGUGAAGAUGUGGGGGGUGGCGGGAUAGGUUGCUCGCCACUUCCGCUGCCCCUGUCGCCCGUCAGUUCUCCCCGCACAGUGAGGGGCAGCACGAAGCAGCGUGGUGAUUGGUGGAGAGAUGGGGUUGAGAGAUGCGAGGGAGGAGAGGGAGGAGAGGGAGGAGAGGGAGGAGAGGGAGGAGAGGGAGGAGAGGGAGGAGAGGGAGGAGAGGGAGGAGAGGGAGGAGAGGGAGAAGGAGCAGCAGAGCAAGGCAUGGUAACAGCGGGCAUGAGCUGUGGUCGCUGCGGCAUUGCUCUGCUGCACCCCUUCUGGCACCCCACAAGCCCAUCUGCCGCCGCCGCUACUGCUUCUGCUGCUGCUGCUGCUGCUCCUGCUGGCGCUGCUGGAUCGAAGACUGUCACGCGUGCAUGCCACCAACUGGAGUCGUCGCUCCUACCUGCUCCUCCUCACCACAUCCUACCGUGCCCUCUCCUCAAAGGUCCGCCGCUCCUCUCCCUCCCCCUUCUCCCCUCCCAGUUCGAACGUCCCGCUCUUCUGUUGCAAUGCAGACUCUCAUGCAAACCCCCCCCCCCCCCUCUCCCUUCUCUUUGCUUUUCUGUUGCAAUGCAAACUCUCAUGGUGCACUUUAAUGCUCCUUCGCGCUCCAACGUCCCUCCUCCCACACGUGGCAACGACAGACACCACAGCGGCUGGCAGGUGGGGGGUGCGGAGACAGCAGGGGUGGCGAGAACUAGAUUACUGGGGAGUGGAGAGCGGUGGAAGGGCCGCCAGGGUAAUCCGCACGCGGAAAAGGAUGGUGGAGUGAGGAAAGGUGGGGCAAAGAGUGGAGCAGGGGAGAAAGGUGGGGAGAGGGAUGUGAGAGUGGAAGGGCAGGGUCUAUCAACCACACGCCCUGCCCGCCAGUCCCUCACACCCACCCGUGCAUCAACCAGCAAGGCAACGCACCCAUCUCUAUCCCCUCCUUCCAACACCAUGCCUCCUCCUCGCACUCCCUCACUCCCUCUCCCUGCCUCCCCUGCUGCUGCUGCCACCCUAGCCACCCCUCCCACACGGCCCUCCAGAGCCCUCCAUCCAUCCACGCCCUCCUCCCCUCAGCCUCCCUACACACAGCCCGUGCGGCCGCACUCGUCUCUUCCCUCCCCUGCCCGUGAAUUUUCUCCUCUGCCUCCUGCCCGUGCCGUAAACCCUCGCGGUGGUGCUGCUGGGACGAUUAGGGGCUCUCAGCCCGGGCAGAACCAGGCUGCUUGCUCUCUGUCCCCAGCAGCAGCAGGAAGGAGAGGCGGAGGCGGAGACAAGGCAGCAGCAGAAGCUGUUAUGCCAGCAGCAGUAUCGGAGACAGCAGAGAUCGCAGAGAGAGCAGGAGAAAGAGGGGCAGGUGGAAAGACGCAUUUGUCAGUGGAGAGAGGGAAGGGGCAAGGGGCGAGAGGCAGUGUGGGUGCAGGUGACAGAAAGCGGAAGGCCAAGGAGAAAGGCAAGCAAGACAAAUCUAGGCAGGUGGCAGAGCCAGAGGCAGAGGCUAGUAAUAUGCGACGUGGGAAAGGUGCUGCUGCGGCAGUGGAUCAUGCUGCUGCUGCUGCUGCUGCUGCUGCUGCUGCUGCUGCUGCUGCUCGCACUGCGGGCACUAACCAUGAGCGAGUGACAGGCUAUCUGCUGCGUAGUGGAAGUGGUUUGGGCGUGGGUGUUGGGGGAUGCGGAAGGGCAGCGGGGGCAGCAGGGGCAGCAGGGGCAGCGGGGGCAGCAGGGGCAGCAGGGGCAGCAGGGGCAGCAGGGGCAGCAGGGGCAGCAGGGCAACAGAAAAGGGUGCGGUUUCUGGAUGGACAGGGGGGAAGUGGCAUAGGAGAGAGCACUCCUGAGGCAGAUGGUGGUGGUACCUGGACUGGAGGAGGGGGCGAGAGGAGUCUACCUCUCUCAUUCCUCCAUGCCAGACUGAUUCAGCACACUAGCCAGUGCAGCAGGAGGAGCAGCCAAGAGGGCACGGAACUGGGAUGUGCUUUAGGAGAAGACGUUCGCCCUGGUCCAGCCGUGCAGAUGCCGCAGCCCACUGAUCCUUCCUCCUCCCACCCUCACCAUGCACCUCUGACCUCCCAUCCACACUGCCACACCGCCACCGGUUCCCACACUCUCCCUUCUCUGUCCUCCCCUCCGCAACCAACCUCGCUUCUGCGCCAGCAGGUCAACUCCUUGUUGCGCCUUCUGCAUGACCUCGCCUUUACACUUGCAUGCCCACCCCCACUCGCACCCCUUGCACCCCUCGCUUUCCAAACUGCUCAUCGUGCCUCUCAUCAAGGCCCCGCGGUCUCCCUCGUCUCAAUCCCCAACCCCACUCGCACGCACCUGCAGCAGACUCCGUUCAGGGGCUCAGGGCCACAAGCCUGCCCAGAGUCUGGCUGGGCGAUGGGAAUGGGAAUUGGCAUGGGCAUGGGCAUGGGCAUGGGAAGGGAUGGCUGGGGUGAUAAGGGGCUAGGGGGAAUGGAGGAGUAUGGGAGGGAGGGUUUUGUGGACGAGUUAAUGGAGGAGAGCCCGAGUGUGAGUGAGAGGAGGGAGGCUGUACAGCUGUCGCACCAUCUGUUGGUGCUAGCAUACCAUGAGCUUGCUCAUCUUGAUUCUCUCAUUUGA
Messenger RNA from Closterium sp. NIES-65, 3294 nucleotides. The record is from the annotation of a GenBank genome assembly. Lineage: Eukaryota; Viridiplantae; Streptophyta; Zygnematophyceae; Desmidiales; Closteriaceae.